Molecule: messenger RNA, 1695 nt
Organism: Coffea eugenioides
Lineage: Eukaryota; Viridiplantae; Streptophyta; Magnoliopsida; Gentianales; Rubiaceae
Product: putative disease resistance protein RGA1
Exons: 1
Coding region: 1-1695 (564 amino acids)
Source: RefSeq, a predicted model, not a curated record
AUGGAAGUGGAAGAUGUUGGUGAUGCUGUGCUGACUGAACUAUAUUAUAGAUCACUAUUCCAAGAAGUAAAGGAAGAUGAAUUUGGCAAUGCCCUCACUUUUAAGAUGCAUGACCUUGUCCAUGAUCUGGCUCGAUCCGUAAUGGAGGCUAAACACGGUGGAACAGAGUCAAACAGAACCAUGAUGUUGGGUGUGCCAUAUGAUCAGCUAACAGUGGCUUUUCCUAUUAUAAGAAUGAGAGGCACUGACCAGUUUUCUUCUUUCUUGUCAAAAUGUGGUUCCCUGAGGGCGCUCAUUAUAAGGUCAACAUGGUGGGGAGAAAUGUUUACAGAGCUGCCGCAUGCAAUAAGCAAAUUGAAACAUUUGAGGCAUGUAAAUCUUUCAGGAUCUGACAUUGUUGAACUACCCAAUUCAAUUUGUGACUUGUGGAAUUUGCAAAUUUUAAACCUAAAUGACUGUGACAAACUUCGGAGCCUGCCCAAAGGCAUGAGAUUCCUCAGAAAUCUUCGACAUCUUUGUCUACAGGGGUGCUGGAAUUUGACUCACAUGCCAAGUGGAAUUGGGAAGUUGACUUGCCUAAGAAUGCUGAGUAUGGUCGUUCUGAGUGGCAAAAACAGCUUCCAAUUAAGCGAGAUGCGAGACCUCAAUAUGCUUAGAGGAAUUUUAAUAAUUAGGCACCUUGAGAGGAUUGAAACCAAAAAGGAUGCAAAAGAAGCUUGUUUAAUUAAAAAACAGAGCCUCCGCAAGUUGCAUUUGUGUUGGGAUUCCGAAAGAACGGUUCAACGUUACAAUGAUGAGGAAGUGCUUGAAGCCCUGAAACCCUGCCCUAACCUUCAAUUUCUGCACAUAGAAGGCUUCAACAGUUCAUCAUUUCCAUCUUGGAUGUCAACUGUAACAAAAGUUGCUGUGGACGGAAGUGCAGCGGAAUACAUAGUUGGGGCUCGGGAGAGUACUGCCGCUGAUGCAAGGUCCCCAUCGUUGAAACAACUGGAGUUGAUGAACAUGCCCAACCUAAAAGGAAUGUUAGGAAGAGAGGUCCAAGGUACUACUAGUACUCCCCGGGCGUUCUCUCAACUUCAAUCCUUGUCUUGUUUCAAUUGCCCAACGUUGACAUUGCCGUUGCCACGUAUGCCGUCCCUAAAGGAGUUAUACGUGGAGAACUGUCCGAACAUGGCAUGGGCUUCAAUAUCCAAUCUCACCAGUCUUAACUCCCUUAAAAUUAAGAACAUUGAAGGAUUGAGUUGUUUACCAAAAGAGAUGCUACAAAAUCUUAGUCUUCUUGAAUCGCUGCAAAUUAGGCAUGUAAGGGAUCUGCGAGCCUUACCCAGAAGCUUGGCUAGCCUCACGGCUUUGAAGGAGUUGAUUAUCUGGGGAUGUCCCAUGCUCAAGUCUCUGCCAGAGGAAGUCAAACGUUUCCCUACACUACAAGUACUGGAUCUGCGAGAUUUUCCCAAUCUAACUUCAUUGCCAAACUGGUUUGGAGACCACCUCACUUCUCUUCAACACCUGACACUACACAAAUGUCCGAAGCUUGAAACACUUCCAUCCAGCAUUCAAAUGAUGACGACAUUCCAAAGUUUGACCAUAGGUGCAUGCGACCUACUGGAACCACGGUGUGAAGAGGGAGGAGAGGAAUGGCACAAAAUUAAGCACAUCCAUAAGUUGAGUAAGGAAAUUAAUAUAUUCAUGUAUUAG